Molecule: messenger RNA, 201 nt
Organism: Echinococcus granulosus
Lineage: Eukaryota; Metazoa; Platyhelminthes; Cestoda; Cyclophyllidea; Taeniidae
Exons: 2
Coding region: 1-201 (66 amino acids)
Source: RefSeq, a predicted model, not a curated record
AUGGAACUUAAUGGCAAAACAUCAAUCAAAUCGAAAUUUUUACGAAAUGACACAUUUAUUAAUACUUUAAAUCAUCCAUCGUGUCAACCGUUCAACUAUUCAUCACUCUACGCAUCAUUUCACAAAAACAUACAUCACGCUUACUUGAAUAUUCCUAAGCAUUUACUUUUAAUGAUCUCCUGUGGUUCAAAGAUCAGUUAA